AAAAAACAUCAUCUUUUUAUUUUUUAAUCCUUUUUAAAAGUUACAACGUCUCAAACUCCUCCAUCUACAUCCCAACCCACAUCUUCUGCAGAUGAGUCUUCUGAUGAGGUCACAAUGCCAAAUUCCAUUGAUAAAACUGAUCCGGAUUACUUAAUAUCUCCAGAUGUGGGUGAUGAUAACGCUAUAUUUGUCCGUAAUGGUUUUAAGCACUAUGGAUAAAAGAAGCGAAUUGAUGUCUUGGCUAACUUUAACAUGACUGUUCGGCGUGGUACCAUUUAUGGUUUGUUAGGCCCUUCUGGAGCUGGCAAAACAUCACUUUUAUCUUGUCUGGUCGGGCGUAAGCAGUUAAACGCCGGGGACAUUUUGGUGUUCGGAGGGCGGCCUGGUACAAAAAAUUGUCCGGUACCAGGAAGGAGUGUGGGAUACAUGCCACAGGAGCUGGCCCUUUAUGGAGAGUUUAAUAUGAAUGAUAUGAUGUUCUAUUUUGGGUGGAUUUAUUGUAUGACAAGAAGGGAGAUUGAGAAUCGGAGUAGGUUUUUAAUGGAGUUGUUGGAGUUGAAGAGCAAAUAUAGGAAAAUUAAGAAUUUGAGUGGUGGUCAACAACGAAGGGUUUCGUUAGCUGUGGCGUUAAUGCACAGUCCUGAGUUGCUUAUCCUUGAUGAGCCUAGUGGGGUUGAUCCUGUAUUGAGACAAACUAUAUGGAAGCAUCUUGUUGAUUUGGUUGCUGCUGGACGAACGACUGUUAUAAUUACCACGCAUUAUAUAGAGGAAGCACGGCAAGCACAUACUAUUGGCUUGAUGAGGAGAGGAAGACUUCUAGCAGAAGAUUCCCCGAAUCUUCUAAAAAUCUACAACUCAUCUUCUUUGGAAGCUGUCUUCUUACAGUUGGCUUACGACCAAGCGCCCAACACGGAGAGCGAUCUUGUUCCCAUUAAACAAAAACCUAUUAUGUCCUCCAAACACCACCCCGCAUUAUAUAUUUUGAAACCAAAAGAAGCUUUAAAAAGUGUACAAAAUGGCGACGCUUGGGGCAUUGUACACUUUCACGAAAAAUUCUCUUCAGCAACAAUGAUGAGACAACUCAUGCCUAAUGAAGACAACAUAAAACAAAGCACUAUUCUUAUCAAUCUAGACAUGUCAGAUCAACAAAUUAAUUAUAUGAUUCAACGGGAUUUGAUUCAGACGUACAUGGAAUUUGGAAAAGCGCUUUUAUUGGAUUGUAAGAAAGAUCCAAGAAUAAUGGAUUUACCGAUUGCUAUCAAGGAACCGAUUUACGGAACGGACAAACCUUCUUUUAAAGAUUUUGCAGCGCCAGGGAUUAUUUUAACAAUAAUUUUCUUUUUAUCCGUGGGACAAACCGCUAUAUCUUUGAUAAGUGAACAAAUUGAAGGCAUGCUAGACCGGACUCUCGUCGCAGGAGUUUCCCCAACGCAGAUCUUAGCUGGGCAUGUCCUAUGCCAAUUCAUAAUAAUGUGUCUGCAAGUCUUCCUCGUCUUGUUCUUCACCCUGCAAGUAUUUGACAUACGAUGUGAGGGUUCCAUAAUCUGGAUCGUGAUCCUCACCAUGUUGGUGGGGGUAUGUGGGAUGUGCUAUGGAUACGUUAUUUCUGCAGCUUGUGACGUGGAGCGUACUGCAAUUGAAAUUGCUUUGGGGAGUUUUUACCCGUGUAUAAUUCUGAGCGGGGUGAUAUGGCCCGUUGAAGGAAUGCAUUACAUUUUAAGGGUCAUAGCAUACUGCACUCCUUUGACUCUGGCAAUUGGUAGUAUCAGAGCUGAGAUGAGUAGGGGUUGGGGUAUCUCUAUGUAUGCGGUGUAUAUGGGUUAUGUUGUGCCUUUUGUGUGGAUUGUAAUAUUUUUGGUGAUUGUGGGACUUAUUUUGAGGUUUAAGAAACGAUGAAGAGAUGUAACUUGGUUGUAUGAGUCUUGGACAAAUUAUAAGUUUUGAUGGGGGUUUUAGGGUAUUUCCCAAGGGUUUAGAAGAUUGGUAGUAGAUGCAAAUUAUAGAAGGUCUCUUUACCUACGGAAUGACGAAGGGAAACAUCAAAUCCCUUGAUUGCUAUAGGAGAUACAGAGUGUUUUAUACUAAAAUAACAAAAAUCGAAGAUAAAUUCCCCCAUUUUUCAAAGGCAA
Molecule: messenger RNA, 2129 nt
Organism: Dalotia coriaria
Lineage: Eukaryota; Metazoa; Arthropoda; Insecta; Coleoptera; Staphylinidae
Product: ABC transporter G family member 20-like
Cellular component (GO): membrane
Molecular function (GO): ABC-type transporter activity; ATP binding; ATP hydrolysis activity
Source: RefSeq, a predicted model, not a curated record